Messenger RNA from Acomys russatus (golden spiny mouse), 2096 nucleotides. RefSeq names its product elongation factor for RNA polymerase II (gene Ell). The record is from RefSeq and is a predicted model, not a curated record. Gene Ontology annotation, cellular component: transcription elongation factor complex. NCBI's taxonomy places the organism in Eukaryota, Metazoa, Chordata, Mammalia, Rodentia, Muridae. Gene Ontology annotation, biological process: positive regulation of transcription elongation by RNA polymerase II; transcription elongation by RNA polymerase II; snRNA transcription by RNA polymerase II. The transcript has 12 exons. The coding region runs from base 23 to 1831 and encodes 602 amino acids. Gene Ontology annotation, molecular function: cis-regulatory region sequence-specific DNA binding.
GCGGGGGAGUGAUGGUUGCAAGAUGGCGGCGCUGAAGGAGGCUCGGAGCUACGGGCUGUCGUGUGGGCGCGUGAGCGACGGCAGCAGGGUGUCGGUGUUCCACGUGAAGCUUACCGACAGUGCCCUGAAGGCUUUCGAGAGCUACCGGGCCCACCAGGAUUCUGUGUCACUGAAACCAUCCAUCCGAUUUGAAGGAAGCCAAGGGCACAUCUCUGUACCCCAGCCCGACUGCCCUGAGGAGGUGCGGGCCUUCUCCUUCUACCUCUCCAACAUUGGCCGGGACAGCCCCCAGGGCAGCUUCGACUGCAUCCAGCAAUAUGUAUCCAGCCAUGGGGAUGUACACUUGGACUGCCUGGGCAGCAUCCAGGACAAAGUCACAGUGUGCGCCACUGAUGACUCCUACCAGAAGGCACGACAGAGCAUGGCGCAGGCAGAGGAGGAGACUCGGAGCCGAAGUGCCAUUGUCAUUAAGGCUGGAGGCCGCUACAUGGGCAGAAAGGUUCAGUUCCGGAAGCCGGCGCCAGGGGCAGCCGAUGCAGUGCCCUCCCGGAAGCGGGCCACCCCCAUCAACCUGGCAAGCGCCAUCAGAAAGAGCGGUGGGAGUGGAGCCAGCAGUGUGGUGCAGAGGCCCUUCAGAGACCGAGUGCUGCACCUCCUGGCCCUGCGGCCCUACAGGAAGGCAGAGCUGCUGCUGCGGCUGCAGAAGGACGGGCUGACACAGGCAGACAAGGACACCCUGGACAGCAUGCUGCAGCAGGUGGCCAGUGUGAACCCCAAGGACAGUACAUGCACACUGCAGGACUGCAUGUACAAAGAUGUGCAGAAGGACUGGCCCGGCUACUCCGAGGGCGACCAGCAGCUGCUGAAGCGCGUGCUCACGCGGAAGCUGUGCCAGCCACAGAGUGUCACCACAACAGACUCCAGCCCACCCCGAGAGCAUGGGCGUUCAGCCUCACCCUCGCAGAAGCGGCCACAGCACGCAGACUUCAUUGACCCCCUGGCCAGCAAGAAGCCCCGGAUCUCACAUUUCACACAGCGAGCACAGCCAACCCUCAAUGGCAAGCUGGGCGCCCCCAAUGGUCACGAGACCCCGCUGCCCACCGCAGGGCCCACCCCCACAGAAACCCUGGCCUCUAGCCAUCUGCCGCCACGGCUGGAGCCCCCACGGACCCACGACCCUCUGGCUGAUGUCAGCAAUGACCUAGGCCACAGCACCCAGGAGGCCACCGCAGCCCCAGCCCCAGCCCCCCACCUUGGCCUGCCCCUACUGACGGACUUUCCCCACUCUGAACGACCCGUGGGCUCCUGCCACAUCCGCAGCCGACCCAAGAAGAAGUCUAAGAAGCACAAAGACAAGGAGCGGCCUCCCGAGGACAGGGCCCCUGCCCCCCAGCCUGCUGCACCCCCUGCCCCUGCGCUGCCCCCAGACGCCCCAGGUGUGAACGGAGCCUGUGCCACUGUCCUCACAUCCUCUUCAGAGACCCCGGACUACUUGCUGAAAUACCCAGCCAUCUCGUCGUCAGAGCAGCGUCAGAGCUACAAGACCGACUUCAACGCUGAGUACAGUGAAUACCGCAGCCUGCAUGCGCGCAUUGAGCAGAUCACACGCAGGUUCACACAGCUCGAUGCACAGCUGAGGCAGCUGAGCCAGGGCUCCGAGGAAUACGAGACAACUCGUGGGCAGAUUCUUCAGGAAUACCGGAAAAUCAAAAAGACCAACACCAACUACAGCCGAGAGAAGCAACGCUGUGAGUACCUGCACCGCAAGCUGGCGCACAUCAAGCGGCUCAUCGCAGAGUAUGACCAGCGGCAGCUGCAGGCCUGGCCCUAGCGUCGGUGGGCUGUCCUGAUGGCCCCGCCUGCCUUUUCUAGUUUUAUAUGGACUUGGCCCUUUAGCUGCGCAGAGACUGUCUAUUUUUGUACCUUUUCUACUCCGUGCCUCCUCCACGGCCCACGUCUCCAGUGUGAGAGGGUCCAGGGAGAGUCAGCAGCCGGUGCCAGGCCUGCUGCCUUCAGAUCCCCAAGGUCACGGCAGCUUCCCAGCUGUGCCCAAAGCCUCAGCCCCGGCUUCGGUGGCAUGUGGUCCUCAGCCCCAC